This is a messenger RNA of Cylindrotheca closterium, 276 nucleotides long. The record is from the annotation of a GenBank genome assembly. Lineage: Eukaryota; Bacillariophyta; Bacillariophyceae; Bacillariales; Bacillariaceae.
AUGCCGUCUUGGCAGCCAAGUCUUUCUCCUUCAGAUUAUCCAACUAUUCUUGCAUCGGCUAAUCCAAGUGCUUUGGUUCCUGAACCUACCAAGAAACCCUCAGAGUCGCCCAGCAAGACCCCUUCCGCAACGCCAUCGAGUGCCCCGACUCCGACCCCACCGCCAACACUUGCUUCGGUUCCAGGAGAAACACCAAGUCCAACAGAGACAUCCUCUGCAACUCCCUCGUCUACGCCAUCAGUCGCUCCUGCCGUUGGAAGCACACCGUCUCCAUAA